AUGAUGAUGAGGAAGAAAAUGAUGAUGAAGGACAAGCAGGAGGACUUAAAGAAGACUGUUUUGGAGGGCAUAGAGACGGGCAAGCAUCAGGAUGACUACAUCCGUGACUACAUCCUACCCUGGUUUUUCAUCAAAUACGAGUUGCUGGUAGCAAUUGUGCCAUUUUCUAUGCAUUUUUGUGCCAACGUCAAUAGGGCUACAGCUAAUAAUGACCACACAGUGGUGUCUCUGGCAUGUGCAGGAGGCCACUUGGCAGUUGUUGAGCUCCUUUUGGCUCAUGGUGCAGAUCCUACUCAUCGACUCAAGGAUGGUUCAACAAUGCUCAUUGAAGCUGCCAAAGGAGGACAUACAAAUGUUGUUUCUUACUUGCUGGAUUACCCAAACAAUGUUUUGCCAGUUCCUUCAGCAGACUUGUCUCAACUCACACCUCCAUCUCAGGAUCAGACUCAGGUUCCACGUGUUCCAGUGCAUACACUUGCUAUGGUUGUACCUCCCCAGGAACCUGACAGAACCCCUCAAGAGAACUCUCCACCUCUUGUGGGAGUGGUGAAAGGCGGAGGGGCGGCGAGAGCGGUGCGGAGCGUACGCCUAGCCGGAGGCGGAGGAGAAGGCGCGAGAGAAGUGGCAGAAGAAAAAUCGGAAGUGGGAGCGGCGAUCGUGAGGUGGCGGCGGUGUUGCGGUGGCGGCGGGGCCGUGCGGGAGAUGUGCGCGGCGAGAGAAGGGCGCUGUGGCCGGAGGCAGCGGGCGCUGCUGUGCUGCGUGUUGGUGGCGGUGUGGGAAGCGGCGUGGGGGCAGCUGCGCUACUCGGUGCCCGAGGAGCUGCCCAAGGGCUCGUUCGUGGGCGACGUGGCCGAAGACCUGGCGCUGGAGCUGGCGGCGCUGGGCGGCCGCGGCGCCCGAGUGGUAUCCCAAGGCAGGACGCAGUAUUUCGCUCUGCAUGCGAGCAGCGGCCACUUGGUGACGGCCGAGAGGAUCGACAGGGAGCAGCUGUGCGAGAGCGAACCACAAUGCGUGCUGCGCUGUGAGCUGAUCGUGGAGGGCGAGAUGAAGGUUUAUGCAAUCGAAGUGGAAAUCACGGACGUUAAUGACAACGCGCCUAGCUUCAAGAAUUUGGAUAUCGAGGAGGAAAUAAGUGAGAUCACAGUCCCGGGAACGCGAUUUCCCCUGCCCGAAGCUCACGACCUAGACGUGGGUAUGAAUUCCCUGCAGAGCUACGCGCUGAGCGGCGACGAGCACUUCUCGCUGUCGGUGCAGGCGGGAGCCGAUGGCGAGAAGCGUCCCGAGCUGGUGCUGGCCAAGGCGCUGGACCGGGAGGAGGCGGCGUUUCACGAGCUGCUGCUGAGGGCGAGCGACGGCGGCGAGCCUGCGCGGACGGGCACGGCGCGCAUCCGCGUGGCUGUGCUGGACGCCAACGACAACGCGCCCGCGUUCAGCCAGGCGGUGUACACGGUGCGAGUGCCCGAGGACGUGCCCGUGGGCUCCACGCUGCUCAGCGUCACCGCCACCGAUCCCGACGAAGGAACCAACGGCGAAGUGAAAUACAACCUUAGGAAAAUGACGAAGAAAGCUUCAAAGUAUUCCAACUAG
Meleagris gallopavo (turkey) is the source of this 1587-nucleotide messenger RNA. Lineage: Eukaryota; Metazoa; Chordata; Aves; Galliformes; Phasianidae. The record is from RefSeq and is a predicted model, not a curated record.